AUGACAGGCUCAGUGCUGCAGGCCAGCCCGCUGCUGCAGGCCGCGCAGCUGCAACAGCAGCUACAGCAGCAGCUGCUGCACCGCUACUGCUCGGACGAGGCCAAGGUGCCGCCGCUAUUCUGGCCGUACUACCCGGGCCUGCCACUGUCCGCCACCCACCCGGGCCUCCUGCUGCCUCCGGCCGGCCGCGCCGCACGCCCCAAGAAACGCUACAUCUGCAAGUACUGCCAGCGCGAGUUCAGCAAGAGCUACAACCUGCUGAUCCACGAGCGCACGCACACGGACGAGCGGCCGUUCCCGUGUGACGUGUGCGGCAAGGCGUUCCGGCGCCAGGACCACCUGCGCGACCACAAAUACACUCACAACAAGGAGAAGCCGUUCAAGUGUGAGGAGUGUGGCAAGGGCUUCUGCCAAGCCCGCACGCUGGCCGUGCACAGAAGCCAGCACGACGAGCCGCGGCUGGCUCGGCUGGCGGCCCCUCCGUCGCCGCCGCAGGCUCUGCAGGCACUGCAGGGAGGGCAGCGGUUGCAGACCCAACACGCACCGCGAACGCCAGACGACCACACUCCGCCGGCCACGGCUCUCAACCUGGUCAGACCCCGCGCCACCAACUUCACCAUCGCUGAGAUCAUGAAGCCGGCGGUGGACAGUGGCCAGGCGCCGGCACCGGGGGGACGGGCCAGCGGUCACCGGUCACCGUCCUCACCUCUACCGAGGACAUGAAGCCGGCGGUGGACAGCGGCCAGGCGUCAGCACCGGGGGGACGGGCCAGCGGUCACCGGUCACCGUCCUCACCUCUACCGAGGACAUGAAGCCGGCGGUGGACAGCGGCCAGGCGUCGGCACCGGGGGGACGGGCCAGCGGUCACCGGUCACCGUCCUCACCUCUACCGAGGACAUGAAGCCGGCGGUGGACAGCGGCCAGGCGUCGGCACCGGGGGACGGAUCAGCGGUCACCGGUCACCGUCCUCACCUCUACCGAGGCCAUGAAGCCGGCGGUGGACAGCGGCCAGGCGUCGGCACCGGGGGACGGAUCAGCGGUCACCGGUCACCGUCCUCACCUCUACCGAGGACAUGAAGCCGGCGGUGGACAGCGGCCAGGCUUCCACACAAAGCGCACGGCCCAGCCCCGAGCCAGCGGCCCGCUGCGUGCUGUGACUGGGCCGAAGCUGUGUCAGCGCUGUUCGCCAGCUGCUGUGUUCCCCGACCGACCUGUGCCACCGGAGUGCGUCCGCCCUGCCCCGGCCGCUCGUUGUGAAUCAAACCCAACGACUGCCCGAUGACCACGGGCACGAACAUUGUGUAGCGCUGUGAUAUGGCGUAGCCAAGCGACCGUAGUCUUCACCUGAGCCAGUUUGUUUUCCGUUGUAUAUUUACCGCGUGUGUCGUGCGAGAUCAAUGCGCCAAUAUAUGCUAUCCAGAAAGGCA
Messenger RNA from Pollicipes pollicipes, 1427 nucleotides. RefSeq names its product protein bowel. Lineage: Eukaryota; Metazoa; Arthropoda; Thecostraca; Pollicipedomorpha; Pollicipedidae. Bases 1 to 723 code for a protein of 240 amino acids. The record is from RefSeq and is a predicted model, not a curated record. The transcript is spliced from 3 exons. Gene Ontology annotation, cellular component: nucleus. Gene Ontology annotation, molecular function: DNA-binding transcription factor activity, RNA polymerase II-specific; RNA polymerase II transcription regulatory region sequence-specific DNA binding. Gene Ontology annotation, biological process: regulation of transcription by RNA polymerase II; embryo development.